Fusarium redolens is the source of this 625-nucleotide messenger RNA. RefSeq lists its product as uncharacterized. The record is from RefSeq and is a predicted model, not a curated record. The transcript has 2 exons. Bases 90 to 410 code for a protein of 106 amino acids. Lineage: Eukaryota; Fungi; Ascomycota; Sordariomycetes; Hypocreales; Nectriaceae.
CUCUCCUCUUCUUUUCCCCUCUUCUUCUGUAUCAACACCUUCUUCUCACUCAAAUCACCAAAUAAUUCUGCAAAAAAGUGGUUGUCAAGAUGCUUAACAACGCUGUCAUCGCCUUCCUCCAGCUCUGGCUUGCUACGCUUGCCUUUGCUGCUCCCAUCGCUGACGAGGUCACUGUCACCGGUGCCCAGCCGUGGCAUUACGGAACUGGUGGUGGAAUUAUUGGUUUCAUCAUUCUGGUUCUCGAUAUUCUUGUCUGGAUUGAGGUCCUUCAGUCGAACCGCCCCGUCUCUCACAAGAUCCUCUGGUGUCUCGUUGUCUUCCUCUUCCCCGUUGUCGGAAUGAUCAUCUACUACCUCUUCUCGAACCGCCAGGCUCACAUGCGCAACUCUGGCUACGACCCCGUUCCCUAAAUGCAUUGUGUCUCAAUUGACGACAGUCGCGCGACACAUAAUAACAAGACGACAGAUGAACAAAUGGGGCUGGGGAAUGACGUACGAGGCAAUGGGAGCAUGGAAGUGGAAAUAGGGAACAAAUACAACAGACAGCGACAUGUGUUUAUAGCAACGAAUUGACGAAACAUUACUCUGAAUUUUGGAGUACGCCUUGCAAUUGUGACAACAUGGCC